UAUUUAUUAAUAGAGUACUGAAUAAAGUCUGUGGUGUGCUUUUCAGCUGGGCAUCAUUCAAAAUGAAGACCAUGUUAACGUAUUUUUUACUAAUUUCUAUUCCUGCAAUAAUAUCCUCUGAUAUAAUAAUAGAAGUAGACCGCCAACAGAGUGACUAUGUGAAUCCUGGGUCAAGUAUUUCGAAGUUGUCCCAAAGAACAGUGAAGAAGAGGAGCCCAACGGACCCCAGACCAACACCUCUGCGGGAGCUCGAAAUCUACAGCAUGAAGAUUGACUCCAAAGUCACGUCUCGAUUUGCUCACAAUGUGAUAAACAGUCGAGUGGUGAAUCGAGCCAAUGAUUCGCGGGAAGCUUACUUUGAGAUCGAGCUGCCCAAAACAGCCUUCAUCACCAAUUUCAACAUGACUCUGGAUGGAGUGACCUAUGUGGGAGCUGUGAAAGAGAAGGAAGCUGCACAGAAACAGUACCAACAAGCAGUUUCAAUGGGACAGACUGCAGGGAUUGUACAGCGAUCGGGAAGAAAAAUGGAAAAGUUUGAUGUGUCCGUAAAUAUUGCACCAACCAAAAAAGUCACAUUUGAACUAACGUAUGAAGAAUUAUUAAAACGGCACUUGGGCAAAUAUGAAAUGAGCAUCCGAGUGAACCCCAAGCAGCUGGUCAAUCACUUCCAGAUUGAUGUACAUAUUUUUGAACAACAAGGAAUUUCCUUUCUGGAUGUUGAUGCAAAGUUCCCAAAGGAUGAGUUUGCUUCAAUUGUGAGGAAGAGUCUGAAUGGAACGAAGGGGCAUGUUUCCUUCAAACCAUCUCUGAGACAACAGCGCACGUGCCAUGAUUGUCAUGAUACAGUUCUGGAUGGAGAAUUCAAUAUAUAUUAUGAUGUCCAUAGAGAUCUGUCUGCAGGCUCUAUUCAGAUUGUAAAUGGGUAUUUUGUGCAUCAUUUUGCACCUGCCAACUUAACCAAGAUUCCAAAAAAUGUUAUAUUUGUGAUAGACCACAGCGGAUCCAUGUCAGGCACUAAAAUGCGACAGACAAAUGAAGCCCUUGUAAAAAUACUGGAUGACAUGGACGAAAAGGAUCAUUUUGCUAUUAUAAUAUUUGAUGAUGCUCAUGAAACAUGGAGGAAUUCCCUGUUUCAAGCAAGCCGGGGAAAUGUGGAUGAUGCCAAAACUUUUGUGCGAACAAUUAUGCCCAUUGGAGCAACAAAUAUAAAUUCCCCUAUGCUGAAAGCAGUGGAGCUUCUGAACAAGGCCCAUCAAGAAAAGAAACUACCUGAAAGGAGUGUCUCCAUGAUUAUUUUGUUAACUGAUGGUGAUCCAAAUACUGGAGUAUCAAAUCCCACCAAAAUCCAGAAAAACGUGAAAAAAGCAGUACACGGCCGCUACAAUGUGUACACCCUUGGGUUUGGUUUUGAUGUUAAAUUCAGCUUUCUGGAGAAAUUGGCACUGGAAAAUAAUGGUAUUGCACGACGGAUUUAUGAAGAUUCAGAUGCUUCUUUACAGCUCCAGGGUUUUUAUGAUGAAGUGGCCAAUCCGUUGCUUCUGGAUAUUGAGUUGCAAUACCCAGAGAUUGCCAUUUCAGAUUUAACUCAAGCCAGAUUCAGGCAGUAUUACGAUGGGUCAGAAAUUGUUGUGGCUGGCAGGAUCAUAGACAAUACUUUGGAGUCACUCGCAACAGAGGUUGUGGCACAAGCGGCUAAUGAAAAGCUGACCUUAAAAGUUGAUGUGAACAUAGCAGAGGUCGAGAAUGUUACUCAACAACAAUACAUUUUUGGUGACUUUACUGAGCGAUUGUGGGCUUAUUUGACCAUACAACAACUCUUAGAGCAACGGGUUACUGCGGGUGAAAUAAAAGCAAAACGCCUAACAGAUAGAAUCCUGGAACUUUCACUGAAGUACAGCUUUGUCACACCACUAACUUCAAUGGUUGUCACAAAACCAAACGAUGCAAAGAAUGAAACCCUCGUGGCUGACAAACCAUCAGAAAAUGAAAAUGGCAGGGUGCCGUUUCCUAAGAGAAACAGCCAAAGAACAAGAUUACAUUCACAUCAUGGUGUUUCGAUGCCCGGUCACCCAGGAUUACGUUCACAUCAUGGUGGUUCGAUGCCCAGUCACCCAGGUGAGUUUUCCUCUCAAGAAAUGUUUUCUCGUUUAAGGCGGUGUCUGACUUUAAGGUUUCAAAUAGAAGAUUUAAUUUGUUACUAUAUGUUUUAUCUAUUAUUCCAACAGUUACCCAGAAUCUAUUACCCAGAAUCUAAUAUCGUUCAGCCAGAAGUCUUUGUUGUAGAAGGUAACUUUCGGACAGACUUCCUUGUUGAAGAAGCAACCCAAAUGAGUUUCCCAGAUGAUUAUUAUGAUAUGCCAGCAACCCAAAUGAGUUUCUCAGAUGAUUAUCAUGAUAUGCCAGAAUCAGACCUUAUCCUGGACAGUUACGACCUGACAAUAGUUGACAGUGAUCCUCAUUUCAUCACCUCAGUCAAUAGUCACAAAGAUACUGUUUGUUUCAACAUCGAUGGGAAACCAGGUUUGAUUCUAAAUCUGAUCACGGAUCCAUAUACAGGCUUCGUGGUAAAUGGCCAGUUGAUAGGAGAAAAGAAAGUAGAAAAGAAUAAGAAAAUAAACACAUACUUUGGAAAGUUUGGAAUUGUGAACAGCAACAUGGAUGUAAAGGUUGAAGUAUCGACUGAUGCGACCACAGUGUAUCAUGGAGAAGACAAGACGGUUUUCCCGUGGUCUGCAACUACAUCUGUAACAAUGGAGAGUUUCACAAUCUCCAUUGUGAAAGAAACAAAUCUCACACUGGUGAUGGGAGAUGAGGCAACAUUUGUCAUCGUGCUGCAUCGCGUCUGGAAAUAUCAUCCUCUACACCAGGACUUCCUGGGAUUUUAUACACUCGACAGCCACAGGCUCUCCAACAUGACCCAUGGAUUAAUUGGACAAUUUUACCAUGAACUGAAUGCUGAUAUCUCUAACAUUCGCCCUGGCUUAGAUGAAGGCAAACCUGAUGCAACGAUGAUUGUGAAGGGUCACACACUCAGAGUCACAAGGGGCUACCAGAAAGAUUACAGAUUUGAUCCGAUACGAGGUAACAACAUUUCAUGCUGGUUCGUUCACAACAACGGGGAAGGAUUUAUUGAUGGAACUCUGACUGACUACACUGUCCCUUCAUUAUUUGCCCCCCUGCGUCCAAUACCCAAGACUGAUGGUGAAAAUCCAUCCCUUUAAUAUCCUUUGCAUGCCUUUCAUGUUUAAUCAUUUUCCAUGUAGUGUACAUAUUGAUUAAAAAUAUAUCUGCAUGCAUUUCCUGUCUUUUGAUUUAUACAUUCUCUUUUUUCUUUUCAGUGGAUAUUUUCUUCAUAAAACAGAUUUAUAUUGUGCUAAAAUUAAAAGUGAGUGAUGU
Messenger RNA from Amblyraja radiata (thorny skate), 3396 nucleotides. Its product is annotated as inter-alpha-trypsin inhibitor heavy chain H3-like. The transcript has 29 exons. The coding region runs from base 63 to 3221 and encodes 1052 amino acids. The record is from RefSeq and is a predicted model, not a curated record. Gene Ontology annotation, biological process: hyaluronan metabolic process. Gene Ontology annotation, molecular function: serine-type endopeptidase inhibitor activity. Lineage: Eukaryota; Metazoa; Chordata; Chondrichthyes; Rajiformes; Rajidae.